Molecule: messenger RNA, 455 nt
Organism: Funneliformis caledonium
Lineage: Eukaryota; Fungi; Glomeromycota; Glomeromycetes; Glomerales; Glomeraceae
Source: the annotation of a GenBank genome assembly
UAGAAAGAAAAAGAAUGAUAAUAUAACUAAUACAGUUGAUAAUUCUGCUACUUCACCUUUAUCUCUUAGAGAUGUAUUUAACAGCAAGUCCUCAACUCAAAAAUUCACGAUUACAAAAACUAAAGCUCCUAAAAAUAAUGUGCAAGUAUCUAUAUUACAAAAUCAAGAACACCAAAAUAUUUUAACUAAUGAAGUGAAUCAAGAUACAUUUCAUGAUCAAGUUGAAUCUAAUAUAACUAUUUAUAAUAGUCCAGUUCAGCAACUAUCUUCAAAAAUAGUAAAAAGAUAUCCGGAAUUGUUAUUAUCUGAUAAAUCUCAAUUGCAAUCUACAAUGAAAACAAGAUCUGUUUUAUCAGAAUCAACUACUAAUGUUCUAUCACUAUCAUCCAUAUUGGAAGCUAGUAAACAACAAGAAAUGACAAAAGAAAUAGAAUUAAAUAAUUUAUCAGCAAAAC